Physcomitrium patens is the source of this 3190-nucleotide messenger RNA. The record is from RefSeq and is a predicted model, not a curated record. Lineage: Eukaryota; Viridiplantae; Streptophyta; Bryopsida; Funariales; Funariaceae.
UCCCUCCCUCCCCUCCCUCGCGCUCUCUCCCUCUCCCUCUCUUUUCUCUCUGGUGUUGCUCGCGCGCAAAUUUCCCAUUAUGCUCCCGCCCUUCCCUCCGCCCUCCCGCCUAGAAGAGGAGCAUCAAUAAUCGGCCUACCUGCCAUCAAUCUAUCUAUCAAUCUCAUCUAACAUACUAGGUCCACUGCACCCCCGCACCCUCACACCCGGUCCGACAAAAGUAAGGGAAGGAUUGCCGGCCUUGCGGUAGGUCGAAUUGAUGCCGUAGGGUUGGAGGUUGGUUCCAGCUCUGGAAUGAUCAAUUUGGAUCCCUGGGUGUUGGAGUAGAGGAGAUGUGUGCGGUGAGUGUGCGUGGCUGAGUUGAGCGAGACAGAGAGAAAGAGACAGUGGAGGAGAGGAGAGCUGAGGAGAGUCGAGGAGGACGUGGUGUUGUCGCGAGGGGCGACGAAUGGUGCCGACGGGCGUGGUGGAGCGGGAGGACCAGCCUGAGCCUGCUGCUGCCCCCCCAGUGCCGGUGAUUACACCCAAGACGCUUCGAUCGCACUCUAUCAGGACGCAGACCACGCCAGGUGAUGGCGAUGCUGGUGCGGAUCAUGCUCCUGGAGCAGUGGCAGCAGCAGCAGCAUCAGCAGGAGGAGGAGGAGCAGCGGAUGUCAUGCAAGGUAACGAUGCGGGGCAGGAACGGCGAGGACGACGGCGCGGGCGACGGAAGAAGUCAGACGUGCCGCUCGAUAAUCCCACGCGAAUCCUAAAGCAUGUCAAGUACUUGCUCAUUAAAAUGCGAGUCCACCAGAACCUGCUCGAUGCGUACACAGGGGAGGGUUGGAAGGGUCAGAGUCGCGAGAAGAUCAGGCCGGAGCAAGAACUACAACGUGCGAAGGCGCAGAUACUGCGAUCUAAGUUGGCCAUACGGGAGGCUAUUCAUGAACUCGAUGACGUGGGUUUAGAAGGUUCUCUCGACAAAAACGCUUUUGAUUCUGAAGGUCGUAUUUACCAUGAAGAGAUUUUUUGUGCGAAGUGCAAAUCCCAAGAAGCUCUUCCUGACAACGACAUUAUCUUGUGCGACGGGGCGUGCAACAGAGGCUUCCAUCAGUAUUGCUUAGACCCACCUUUAGCUACGGAAGACAUUCCUCCUGGAGAUGAAGGAUGGUUAUGCCCUGUAUGCGACUGCAAGAUGGAGUGUAUUGAAGCGAUAAAUUCAUAUUUUGGCACCAGUUUUGAGGUCGAGAAUAGUUGGGAGAGCUUUUUUUCGAACGAAGCUGGUAUAGCUGCAGGCGGUGGAACGCAAGAAGGGGCUGGUGGUGAUUGGCCUUCCUCAGGCGAUGAAGAUGAUGAGUAUGAUCCAGAAACAGCGGAAGGGCCUUCUUCAGCUUCUGAAAGUGGAGCUCAAGUAAUAGGGCUUGCUGUUGACUGGCCGUCCUCAGACGACGAAGAUCACGACUAUGAUCCGGAAGCAGCGGAAGAACCUCCUGGAGCUUCUGGGAGUGGAACUCAAACAGUAGGUCUUGACGUUGAUUGGCCUUCCACAGACGAUGAAGAUGACGACUUUGAUCCAGAAGGUAUCAGAAAGCAGGCAAACAGUGACGAAGAAAGUAGUAGUGAUGAAAGUGAGGAGGACGGGGAGGAUAGUGGUUCUGUAAGCGGCUUCAGGGAAAAUGAGGCGUCUUCAGGUGUAAGUGACAAAGAUGAGCAGGAGCCUAGUGAAAAACAUAAUCUGGAGCUAACUGCUGUCACUAACAUCAAGAAACUUGCAAGAAAAGGAAAACGUAACAUAAUCAGCAACAAAGGAAAAAGUGAAUAUUUAGAGUCUUCAGACAGUGAUGAUUCUGAUGUCUCUCUUUUUGACGAGUUCAAGGGUGGUAAUGCCAAUUUAGGCUUAAGACGUGGGGAUCCACAGGCAGCAGUAUCAGCAGCAGACGAGGAAGCCGUGAUUAUUGCUGGGAAAAGACAUCGGAAAGCUGUGGACUACAAAAGACUACAUGAUGAAAUGUAUGGUAAAGCGGAGGCCGAUAACGAUGACGACGUUAUCUCUGAGGAUGAAGAUUGGGGUCCUGAACGUCGCCGAAGACGAACCAUUCCUGAUGAUCCUAACUCGCCAAGGUCCCGAAUUCGAGGUAGGAAAGUGAGAACUCCAAGUGGAGAUAUUUCUAAAGGAGCCGAUGCAGAUUUACCCUCUGGAUUACCAGAUAUGCCAUCCCACUUUCCCACUGGUUCACAAGGUGAAGUAGGCUCACCACAAGACAUUCCAGCACUAGAUGGAGCAGCUGACAGUCCUGGAGGAGAAAAGCGGAUGUGGCGGCGAUUGCCUGAUUCCGCAGUCGAGGCAUUACGGUGUAUUCUUGAUGUUAAUAGGCUGCCCUCAAAAUCUCGGAAGGAAGAAUUAGCAAUUAAGCUUGGGUUGAGCUUUUCACAGGUUCAUGGAUGGUUUAAAAAUCAGCGGCAUCAAGCUCUGAGGAAAGGGUUGGCAUGUCCUAAGCGGAUACAUCCAGUAGCAUCAAGCUCAAGAGAUUUCAAUACUGUCGAAUCUCCAUCGUCUGUGGCGACUUUAACUGAAAGCACAUUACCGCAAAAAGAGAAUGCUCCAAAUUCUAUUUUAACUGAGAAGUUGGACGAAGUUCAGGUGCGACUCCUCGAAUUGAAGCAAGCGUUGGACGAUUUUACCAAGAAUGCAGCAGUGGUUGCGGAUGGCGGAAGUAUUGAAUUGGAUAACAACGUGGAAAACGGAGGAAUUGGACUUCCUGAAAAUGGAAAACGUGUUGUCUAUGUGCCAGUUGUGGCCGACGUUAGGGAACAAUCACCAAUGAGUACGCAUACUAGCGCAUGUUGAGAAAAGCAACGAGAUGUUUCUUGGAUUCAACUUCUUUUCAUCGAUUCUUUGUAGAGAUGCUCAACGAUCAGGAUAUGGAGGAUUCUCCACUGCUGUAUCGGAGGUCUUAAAGUGGAGUCUGCAUCAUCUGGCUUAAACUUUUUCUUGUUCCUUGAAGUAUGAGCUUCAAACUGUCAUAGAAUUUUUUCAUUAUUCGUUCUUGGCUAGGCAUUUUUUAAUUUUUCAUUCUUUUUUAUCGUCUCUUUUGAAUUGUUGUUUGCAAACCUAAGUGCUCUAAUCACCUAUAUGUUAAGUACUCAAGCAUUUGUUUCACCAUCACCUCUGAGGGUUCAUUGGUGAGAUUAUGCCUACCACAUUUUGAUA